Molecule: messenger RNA, 839 nt
Organism: Phaedon cochleariae (mustard beetle)
Lineage: Eukaryota; Metazoa; Arthropoda; Insecta; Coleoptera; Chrysomelidae
Source: the annotation of a GenBank genome assembly
GAAAUUGAGAAAUAUAUGAUUUUCACUACUUUGAUUAUAGAAAACUUCAGAAAUUUUCAUGGGUAGGUAUUUGAUACAGCUUGAUAUAAGCCCGUCCCGAUGUUGAUUAUACAAAUUUGAAUUUUCAGAUGGAGAAAAACAAUGUAUACACGAUUUGGUCCCAGAAUCGACUCCAGAAAACAUUGAUAUGUAUAGAUCCUAAUGAUGAAGACCAGUAUGCCACAUUAAUUCUCAAAGCCUCAGCAAAGAUGGGCAUAAAUGGGUCCACAUUAGUUUUGGAAAGUAAUGGGACUACCGUGGACGAUGAUGUAUUGAUCCAUGUACGCAAUGAAAUUUUGAUCAUGUUGGAGAAAGAACAAACAUGGACUCCUCGUAAUCUUCUAUCAUCACUCUCGACUACAAGUCAAGGUAGUGGCUCUUUGGUGGUUUCCCUUCCAUCCACCGAUACAGUUAUUGCAGAGAACUCCGAGGAAUAUGCCAAUCAAUUUCUCAAUAUGGACUUCGAAAGUGCAGCUAAUUUUGAAAAAUCUUCAACUUUUGGUCCUCAAGUUCUGCAAGAAAACGUUCAAAAUAUUGAAAUACAUCAAAUUAUCGACUGCAAUAGCGAAAAUUUCUGGUUGGAGUUGGAAGUUCCUUUCGACAAAUUGAGCCACAAAGAAAGGGAGGAAUUAUCUAAAGGUGUUCGAAAUAGCAGGACAAGAAAAAAACUUGUACAUUUGUUCGUUAUGUUGAAUAAAUGUUUCCCUUGGAAUUGGCUUUUCUAUUACAAAAAUCUCAACCUUCCAAAUAUAGAAUUAACAGUACAAAAGUACAUUGUACAUUACCUAAUAAACCAAUGA